This is a messenger RNA of Pollicipes pollicipes, 923 nucleotides long. Its product is annotated as protein phosphatase 1 regulatory subunit 37. NCBI's taxonomy places the organism in Eukaryota, Metazoa, Arthropoda, Thecostraca, Pollicipedomorpha, Pollicipedidae. The record is from RefSeq and is a predicted model, not a curated record. The transcript has 6 exons. The coding region runs from base 60 to 923 and encodes 287 amino acids.
CGCCCUUCUCGCAGCCGCCGCCGCCCGUGCAGCGCUCGCGCUUUGUGCAGGUGGGCAACAUGCUGCAAGUGCUGCCGCCGCCAGACGCCCCGGCGGAGUUCGACCAGCCGCCGCCGCCGCUGCCGCCGGCAGCCGCGGCGCCGACCGCCGCGCCGGCGCCCACGGCCACAGCGCAGCACAUCACCGAGACGCUGACGCGGCUCUCGCAGGAGGUGGCCGCCGCCGCCGCGCCGCCGCCGACGGCGCCGCCUAACUGGUACUUCCCGCUCUAUCAGCCGGCCGUCCGGCGCCGCCGCAAGGAGAAGAAGAAGAAGCGCAAGCGAGAGAAGGCGGAGACGGAAGAGGAGAUCGGCCGUAAGGCGGGCAAGCUCUCCAAGCGACAGAAGAAGAAGCUGGACAAUGAUUUGGAGGCCACCAUUGCCGGCGGAGACCCGUCUCUGCCAGACAUCGACGACGAGGAGAAGGCGCUGCUCAAGGAGGCCAUGUCCGAGGUGCCUGAUGUGGAGGAGGCCGAGUUCGCCGGCUCCGACCCGGACGCCGAGGAGGACGAGGAGGAGGAGGAGGAGCAGCAGCGGCCGCGCUCGCCCGUGCCGCUGCCGCCGGCCGAGCGCAGCAUCCUCGUCAUCGACGGCUUCAGCAAGGACCGGCUGGAGAAGCGGGUGGGCUUCGCGGACGGGUACGGGCCGGGCGAGGGCUCGCCGUCGGAGGACGAGGCGUCGCCGCCGCCCUCGCCGCCGCCGUCGCCGCCCAGCCGGCGCGGCCGCGGCGGCCGAUGGCCCGACAUCAAGAUCAAGGUCAUCCGUCCGUUGCUCGAGGACGAGGACGAGGGUGCAGAGGAGACGCCACCACCGCCGCCGCCGCCGGGCAGCCCGCCGCCCGACCCGUACUACUACCCGGCCCCGCCUCCGCCGCCCACACGGUAG